Messenger RNA from Neodiprion virginianus, 3576 nucleotides. It is a transcript of the gene Arc42, whose product is annotated as short-chain specific acyl-CoA dehydrogenase, mitochondrial. Gene Ontology annotation, biological process: butyrate catabolic process; fatty acid beta-oxidation using acyl-CoA dehydrogenase. Bases 422 to 1648 code for a protein of 408 amino acids. Gene Ontology annotation, molecular function: flavin adenine dinucleotide binding. The transcript is spliced from 5 exons. Gene Ontology annotation, cellular component: mitochondrion. The record is from RefSeq and is a predicted model, not a curated record. NCBI's taxonomy places the organism in Eukaryota, Metazoa, Arthropoda, Insecta, Hymenoptera, Diprionidae.
CGUCAUCCUGCAGAAUAUUUGUAAAAUAAUAAGCAGCGACAAAAUGCUCGCGUAAGAUCAUAUGAGAUGCUCAGAUACCUACAUUGUCACGUUAUACACCGUGGUGUGGUCAAUUACGAUUUUGACGACAGUAAUUUGAACAGUGACUGCCAAAGGAAAACUGUACAUCUGACGUCUGGCAACACUGUUCUGUUCAUCCCAGCGUCGUACACUGGCUGAAUUUCUUCAUGUUCUACUGAGGAACUAUUUAGUUUGCAUCGCGGAGUAGAAUAUACACAUAUCUACUCAGCGUAAUCAGAGUCGCAAGUCCAAAUUACGAAGUUUGAUUGUGGCCGUCGGUCUAGAAACGAAUAGAGAAAUUAAUUGUGCGUACGUAAUUGACGUACGUAUGUGUUCGAAGAGUAAUUGAACUGUAUCAAAUAUGCAGACGACGAAAAUUAUAAAUUUUCUUCAUCGCACCUGCAGGAUUCAACACAAUGCGAGAACUAUUGCCUCCAUCUCAUCAUUGCCUGAAACCCAUCAAAUGCUCUACAAAACAUGCAGAGACUUUGCCGAAGCAGAGUUAAAACCGAUUGCGGCAAAGACUGAUAGAGAACACCGCUACCCGGGAGAUAAGAUCCAAAAGAUGGGGGAGCUAGGUCUGAUGGGUAUAACAAUCCCUGAAAGUCUAGGUGGAACUGGACUGGAUUACCUGGCAUAUGCAAUUGCUAUGGAAGAGAUAUCGAGGGGUUGCGCAAGCGCUGGAGUUAUAAUGAGUGUAAACAAUUCAUUGUACUUGGGUCCGAUAGAGAAAUUUGGCAAUCAGGAGCAAAAAGAGAAAUUUAUCACCGGGUUUACCGAUGGUAAGAAAGUUGGUUGCUUUGCUCUGAGCGAACCAGGAAAUGGAUCAGAUGCUGGGGCUGCGUCGACAACUGCAAAAUUAGAUGGAAGCACUUAUGUAAUCAAUGGCACCAAGUCGUGGAUCACAAAUGGAUUUGAAUCUGAGGCUGUAGUUUUAUUUGCCACCACAGACAAGUCUAAAAAGCACAAAGGAAUCAGUGCUGUGAUUGCACCCAAGCCAAUUAAUGGCCUAAGCCUAGGAAAAAAAGAAGACAAACUUGGGAUUCGGGGUAGUAGCACGUGUUCUUUGAUAUUUGAAGACUGCGUUGUACCCAAAGAGAAUCUGCUGGGUCAGCCAGGAAUGGGCUUCAAAAUUGCUAUGAUGACUCUAGAUGCUGGUCGCAUAGGAAUUGCCAGUCAAGCGUUAGGAAUCGCGCAAGCAUCUCUGGAUUGUGCAAUGGAAUAUGCAUCAAAGCGCACCGCGUUUGGUAACUCUAUAUUAAAAUUGCAAGCAAUUCAACAAAAAAUUGCUGACAUGGCACUGAAACUUGAUAGUGCGCGUCUUCUCACGUGGCGAGCAUCUUACUUCAAGGAUAACAAUAAACCAUACACAAAGGAAGCAGCAAUGGCAAAACUAGCUGCAUCUGAAGCAGCAACGUUCUGUGCGCAUCAAUGCAUCCAAAUUUUAGGUGGCAUGGGGUAUGUAACAGAUAUGCCUGCCGAACGUCAUUACAGGGACGCAAGAAUUACUGAAAUUUAUGAAGGAACUUCGGAAAUACAGAGACUUGUGAUCGCAGGAAACCUUAUUAAAGAAUAUGGUCUUAAUUAGUAGUAUCAUAUCUUUAGUUUGCCAAACGUCCGACUCACGACAUAAUCCACCUUACAAUUGCUUUUGCAAUAAAGUAUUGUGCUACAAAUACUGGCACACGUUUAAGCAGUAGUUUUUGCCACUGAAGACUUUGGAAAUACCCUACGCGUCACGUUAUAAAUCUGGAAUAACACCACACAACAUGUCAAAGUGUAGUGUAUUCGAUUUUCGUAACUAAUCAAUUUUGAUAAUAACUACAGGUAUACUUGGGUACUGAUGAUUUGAAACCAUGACGUUUUAGUAAUUAAACAAUCAAAAUUAUGUACACAUAUAAUUACUAGUACGUUCAUUGCGACUUACUGCAAAUAAAUAAGUUUGCGAAUUGCUGAGCAGUGAAUUCUAGAUGUUGAGUUGUAACCUGUACUUUUAUACUUGCACUGUUUUUAGAAAUUGCAGCAAAUAAUAAAGUUUGUAAAUAAGAAAAAAUUAUCUGCAAUAUCCUUUUGAUCCUAGUGCUGAAUAUACUGAAAUUUAACAAAUGUUUCACAUGGGUUAGAGCAUAUGUAAAUAAAUACAUAAAUUUAUCACGUAUACGGAAUAAAAUUCUUGUAUAUUCAAUAGAUCUACUGAACUUUCAUUCUUGCAGCUAUUCAAAUUCAUAAUGUAUUUAUUUUCGGUAUUUUGGAUAUUGCUGAGCAAGUGAAAAUUUCUUUGAAUAUUUUCUGUACACUCACCUGAGUGAAUUAUUUAACAAAAUGUUGAAUUCAUACAAACAGCAAACUGAAAGUGGGAUACAUUUGUACACACUCUAAGCAUUGCCAAGGAACACAGACUGAUGUCGCUAAUUAUAUUGAACUGUAAUACACCUAGUAUAGAAACAUAAUUAUUAUGAUAACAAUUGUCUAUGCAUAUUUUUGUAUAUUGACAGGAUCAAUAAAUUUUAUACAUUGCAGUAUCUCUAUUUUUAUUAGCGUAUUGACCUCGUGACUUGUCCAACACAUAUGGGUACUUCAGGGCCUUUGGCAGCGCUACAGGAUUUCCCUCCCAAUUUCCUAAUUUUUUUCUCAUGGGUAACAACUAGCUUCUCAUUAACAAUUAGGUAGAAUUAGGACAAAAGUAAUAUGUAGCUAUAUAUAAUAUAUAUAUACAGUGAAAUUCAAAUUAUGUAGUGAUCUAUACAGCAACAAUUUGCUUCAAACAACGUAGUAAUUUGUAAAUCAUAUAUUAUUUUGCAGCUAGCCAGCAGUCUUAUUUGUUAACAUUUUGGGCAAAUAUUGUUACUUGGUAUUCAAUGAUAUCUUUAUCUAACGUAAAUAAUUAACCAGGCAUUAUUCUAUUUAAUUUUGAAAUUUUUUUGUUACUUAAUAUUCCCAGUCAGCCAUUUUACAGUAAUAAUAACUGAGUCAACUUUUUUUUAUACUGAACCAAACCGACACCUUACUUUCAAAGCAUUACUUUUUAAUUCAAAGUUAUAUUAAAAUUACGUAGUAUAUUUGCGCGCUAACAGAGAUGUGCUAAAAAAAAUUUCAAAGUAAAAAGUAUUACAUGAAAAUGAAGUUAACCGAAGAUGUCCAAAAAGAUUACAUUCAUUGGUUGACUGAAAUUUAUUAGACAACACGCUUUGUCAACAAAUAUUCAGCAUAGCAUAGACUAAGUUAAUGAGUUAUAAAAACAAAGGUGACGCUCCUUCAUAUUUUUUCUACAUUUUUAUAAUACAUCACAUCGUUAUAUCUGCCAGCAUAGUUAUCUUCUGAAGUACAAUCAGUCAUUUACGUUAUAGCACAUUAAUAAGACAUUAGUAUGCCUAAGAAAAAGAAAAUUAAAAUCGCUUGUUAUCGAACAAUGUUCUAAACAAUUUCCUAUAACGCGUAGACUUAAAGUUAUGUCGAAUAACAAAUAUUACUUGUACGUUAAAGUUUGACAUUUAAAAAAUUUUCGGCUUUGUGACA